Molecule: messenger RNA, 2300 nt
Organism: Puntigrus tetrazona (Sumatra barb)
Lineage: Eukaryota; Metazoa; Chordata; Actinopteri; Cypriniformes; Cyprinidae
Product: claudin-8-like
Exons: 2
Coding region: 971-1996 (341 amino acids)
Biological process (GO): bicellular tight junction assembly; cell adhesion
Cellular component (GO): plasma membrane; bicellular tight junction
Molecular function (GO): structural molecule activity
Source: RefSeq, a predicted model, not a curated record
GUAAUAUGCACUGUGUUCAGUUCAGGUUGCUAAUGCAAAAUAUGUGGGUCACCAGACAGAAGUGACCCCGAAUAAUACUGAAGUGAUUGGGAGAAACCUAACUACAGCUUGUGCUCUGGAUAAAAUGUAUGAUAAACGACAAUACUACAGUAAUAACAAAUAGUGCGUUUAGCAGCAACCAAACACAGUUAGCAAAACUAGGUCGUAGCAGCCCACUCAGCCACAGACUAUACGCUUUAUUUUUAACGCAAGAGAGGGCGCGGCCAUAUUUGUUGGGGACAUCCGGGUUACUGGCUUCCGUUUUAAACAGCCCGUGUGUGGCUUAAAGCUGCAAACUAGUAUUUCUUAUCUAAUUUCAAUAUUCAUAAUCGUAAUCAUAAACAUACUGGUUUGUAGCACAAAUACCGUUCACUAUUCUUUUAGAUAUCUAUACUACUUUAGCGGAUAAUGAACCGGAAGUCCUCGUAUAAAAUAGCUCGCUUCUUCGUUGCCAAAUAAGGUGGAUAAAGAACACGUGUUUCAGCGUCCACAACGCUAGUUAAGCAUCUGACAGAACUAACUUACCUGUAACCAGACUGGCGCAGCGGCUCCCUCUAGUGUUGAAGUGCGAGACUUUUCUUAGUCAAGGUCAUCCGUUCAUUUGAGCGAGUGUGCGUUUGUUUACGUGAGAGACCUUGUUGACAACAUAUAUGACCACUGGACGGUAAACACACCAUCAGCAUUACCCUCAUCAUCCUCAACCAAUCGGAAUACAGCUAUGCCACUUUCCCAAAACAAAAAGAGUAACUUUGUCACUAUCCCUAAUCUGUUGAAGCACAUAAUAUCACACUCUCACUACACGGUCAUGCGGACUGCCCUGUUUAACCUGGGAACAACAUUUACCGCAUCCUGCGUUUUGCUCGAGACCUCUGGAUUUGGACGUAAAAUCCUUGCCCUACAGGAUUAGGGGAAACUGAUGACAUAGCCGAGGAUGGUUCGGGGGAAGUGUGAACUCAUCGCUCUGUGUCUGGGCAUCAUCGGUCUGAUCGGCGCCGUGGCCGUCACGGGCCUUCCCACGUGGAAAGUGACGGCGUUCAUCGGUGAGAACAUCAUCGUGAUGGAGACGCGCUGGGAGGGUCUGUGGAUGACGUGCUUCAGGCAGGCCAACAUCCACAUGCAGUGCAAGGUCUACGACUCUCUGCUGUACCUGCCUCCGGACCUGCAGGCGGCCCGCGGCUUGACGUGCUGCGCUCUGGCUCUGUCCGGAGUCGGGCUGCUCGUGUCUCUCGUGGGCCUCCGUUGCACGUCUUGCCUCGGAGAUCAACCUCGGGCGAAAAGCCUCAUCUCAAUGGCCGCGGGGGCGAUGCAGAUUUUAGCAUCCGUUUGCGUGAUCAUCCCAGUCUCCUGGACGGCCCACACCAUCAUUAGAGACUUCUACAACCCUCUGCUGAUCGACGCCCAGCGCAGGGAACUAGGAGAGGCGCUGUACAUAGGUUGGGUAACUAGUGCUUUUCUGUUGGCGUCGGGGAUUAUAUUUCUCUGUCGUCGCGUUGAUUCAAAACCCGGCUCGUUUCGCCCUCGUCCGCCGGCUAACAAGCCCAUUUUAAACCGCUUUCAGAACUUUAACGCUAUAAGACACCAGCCUUUGGUCCAGAGCAACGUUCUUUCCGUUCAUCAGCCUUCUCCGUCGGCGUUCAGCUACGCCAUUACGCCCUCUAGUGGCCAACAUUCACCCUGCAGCAUGCAGGCCAUGGCCACGGGGUCUUUAGUAUGCAGCAGGAACGGGCAGAAUCCGAGCUUUUACGGGCAAAACGUGAUCCAAUACGUACCCGGGGACACACAUUACCCGUGUCAGCUUUCCACACACUUUGAAGGAAGCGGCGGCAGCGACCCGUACGCUUCGUACGCCACCGGAUCCACGUAUCAUCCUGUGCCGCAGAAUCCUCUCUUCGUAGGGUACAACUACUCCAGGAUGCAGUCGUACCGCUCGGACAGCAGCUCCGGACUGCGUAUAUGACUGUUUUUGAUGUCCUUCCACCAGUUCUGACUGUUUUGUGGGAAUAUGAAGCUCUUCAAAGCAGCGAUUCUCAGCCUUUUUCAUCCCAAAGGCCAACAUUGUGAAAAACAAUAUUUAAUAGCGUAAUAGCAUGUCGAAAUAACUAAGUAAAAUAAUUAUAAAGAAUAUAUGUUCUGUCAUUUCAGCCGUUUCAAUAACGUUCAAUAAGUGUUCUGGUUUUACACUUUUUUUAACAAAUUGAUUUACAUAAAUUCUUUGCGGUUGUUUAAUCGUUUUUUUACUCAAAUAUUUUAAAAAUUUUACA